Messenger RNA from Mytilus trossulus (common blue mussel), 375 nucleotides. RefSeq names its product keratin, type I cytoskeletal 10-like. NCBI's taxonomy places the organism in Eukaryota, Metazoa, Mollusca, Bivalvia, Mytilida, Mytilidae. The coding region runs from base 1 to 375 and encodes 124 amino acids. The record is from RefSeq and is a predicted model, not a curated record. The transcript is spliced from 3 exons.
AUGACAUUACUGUUGGGAGGAGGAGGCCUAGGAGAAGGAACAGGAGGAAGGGAAGGAGGAGGAAAAGGAGGAUAUGGUUCAGGAUAUGGUGGUGGUAGCUACGGAGACUAUAGUGUUGGGUAUGGUGGCAGUGGUGGCGGACGAUUUGGAUCAAGUGGUAGUAGUGGACUAUUGGUUAUAGGAGGAGGGGAGGAGGAGGAGGAGGAGGAGGAGGAGGAGGAGGAGGGGAGAUGGGAGAGUGUGGUGUACCUGUCGUUCAGGACAAUGUCUCAAAGGAGAAUUUCUUUUAGACAAGUAUUGCAGACUUACCCCACUAUUUCCAGGGAAAUGGGGUCCAUGCUGCAAGGUGUUACCAGACAGUGUAACGAGCCGUAG